AUGACCACUAGUUUAGCAGCACAGCUGCAACGUUUGGCGGCUCCGCAGUCGAGGGGUUUGGUUGAUGCACGCAAAACCGCAUCGAUUCUGUUCGAAGCGAAGGAAGCUGCCGCAAAGGAUCGGGAGGUCAUUUUCGAUAUCGGAGCCAGCGGGCUAGAGGAACUGGUCCAGCUUAAUGGAGCUUUCGCACAGUUCGAAGAGACACUGUUCGAUAAAAAGUCUAUGGAUUUGCAGCGAUCCGUCGAGAACCGUGAGCUGAACGCCAAGCUGGACCAAAACAUCCGGAAGUUUUUCUACCAUCUUUCGCCGUAUGUUAUGCUUCAACCGGCCCACAAAUGCCUAGAAUGGUUGAUCCGUCGCUUCGAAAUCCACGAGUACAACAUGCAGGACUUUGCGAACCUCAUCCUGCCGUACCACGAAACGCGGAUCUUCGUCCGAUGCGUGCAAACGAUGCGGUUAUCCGAAAGCGAACCACUGGCGUUUUUGCGAGGCGUUCGCAAGACUGGUGUCCCGAUGUCGAAGCGCACGAUCGUCGAGCACGGCGUGCGUCAUCCGGGGUUUCUUAAAACGAUCGGCAAGUUCUUGAUGCGAGCGGUCGAGGAGCUGGAUAAAAAAGCGAAUGUGCUGCAGGCCAUGUUUGCGUUCUACUGUACGACCGUGCUGGGAGUGCUGGACACUGCAGACUCUGUGACGGAAAAGUACGUCGUAUCGGUGCUGCAGGCGAUCGGUAAGGGUUUGGCCUCCAAGGCGGUCGAUUAUACGGCCGCAUCGUACAUGAUCAUCGGACAGCUGGUGCUGAAGACGAGUCUGAUGAAAGACACCAUCGAGUACAUUGUCCGGAAGCUGUGCGGAUUGCAGCAUCCGGCUCUGACCACCGACGCUACGAUGCUUCUGGUACUGAUUUUUCAAACACAGCACCAACAGUUGGACACUCUUUCCGAUGCGUUGAUCGAGGAAAUCAUCAACUGCAAGUGGUUGUUGGCGGCCAUGGGCACCGUGAAGACGGACGAUAUAAACAUAAUCGUGUUCUAUCGAAAGGUGUUGGAGAAGUGUCUCAACCAGAUAUGCCAGCCGGAAAAGUCUCUGCACACUUACGGUCGCUUCUGCCGGCACUUGCUGCUAGAAAUUCAGCUAUCCGAGGAGGAAGCGGAAAACAUUAUACAAUGCGUUUUCGACUCGUACUUCUUUGCGAAAAGCGCGGGAAAGAGAUCCUCAGGGGAUGAGAUGGCGCUGGACGUCAGCACGAUCAAUCUCGACAGCGACGAUGAGGAUUUCGUGGCUAAGGACAAUAAAGUCACGCAGUGGUACUCGGAGUUUCUUAAAAGCUUCGAACGGCAGUACCCGACGCCGUUCGACAAAGUGGUCAAACGGGUGAUGAAGGGUCAGGAUCAGUUUUCGCACAAGAAGCGCAAUGCUUUGCGAAAUGUCUUAGGAUUUCUACUGCAAGCUUCGUACGACGAAGAUGAAGCCGAUCUCUUCGAGAACCUGUUCCAUUACGAAGCCGUGCGACGCCUGAACGCGGUAAAGUAUAUGGUGCGACACUUGCGAAGGCUCCAGCGAAAUAGUAGAGGAAAAAACGAUCUCUUGCGCGAUUGUGUGCUUGAGCGGUUGAGUGAUGACAACGAAGAGGUGAUCAGAGAGGUUCUGGAUCUAACAGUUGACGAGAUAGUGGAUCUGGUUGGCGUGGAAAGAUUGAUUGCGAAACUGCAUCUGCUAGCGUUACGAGGGGCGGCUGCUACAAAGCGCUGUCGUCCGAUCAUUGGUCGAGUGAUUGAACUGCUGACCGAUCGACGGUUGUACGAGAAGGUGGACAAAGUUCGAAUUGUUAUCAUCCUUUACCCGUUGCUUUUCCCACUGGGAAACGAUGCGGAAGGCCAGUGUACUGCCGAGCAAGUGCUGGCGACCUCGUUCGCAAAGCAACAUCUUGUACCACAGUUUUAUAGCAGCGAACAUAAUUGUAACGUGAUGUUGAGCGCAGUAGAGGCAGCCGGACAGUGUACGAAUGCGAUUCAGGUCUGCUUUAACAUACAGCUGCUGUCGGCCGCCCUACCGACACCUUGUACGGUAGAGCAAGCGGAUCGUGUGCUAAAAUAUGCCAUCAUGCAGCUCAAAAAUCAUCCUUUCCAGUACGUGGUAUCGUCGGACAUUCAGUGUUUGACGAAAAACAAGCUCCCAAUGGAUUUGAUAGCGGUGCCAAUGCGCUACAUCAUAGAGCGUGUAACCUUCGAGCCAAUCAAGCCGCUGAACUUGGAGAACCAGAAUCGCUCACUGAAGCUGCAGUUGCGUGUGCUGAAAACGGCGAUCACACAAUACUGCACCAUUCGACGUGACGCCGAAGCUAUGCGCUCAAUUUUUGGCGAUCUCAUCAAAUCCUUCCUGGAACAAUUGUUCCCCAGUGUGUCGGAGAGAAUCGAGUAUCUGUCACAUUUCUAUACUGUCCACCUGCUCGAUCCGGGAGCGUUUAGCAACGAGUCGCAAAACUUCGCCAUCGGUGCGCAGUUUCAAAUCCGCACCCUGUGUCUAAUGAACAGUAUGCUGGAGCGACUGGCCGAUAAGGCUCCAACGAUGACGGAAACGACGUUCACCAAUGUUCUGCUGGCACUUGCAUCGCAUUCGGAAGUCGUACGCGAGUGUGCAAUGAAAACGAUUGAAAUCGUCGUCCGCCAUGCGGAUCGCAAUGGGCUGCCGAAGGUGUAUAAUGUGUUCCUUGGUCGGUUGCUCGAACGACGUGAAGAACUCCUCAUGGACGAUGAGCAGCUUUCGUUGGUCCUGUUUAUGAUGUUUUCAUCAACCGACCGUAGACAGCUGAAGCCCGUGCUUGAGGAUCUUACACACCGUACGAUCGCCCCCGAGACGCCGGCUUACAUCGUGUGCGGUGUGAUGGCGUUAUUGAAACUUCUCGACGAUUCUGCCGUUUUCCUGACACCCAUGCAAAAAGGUGUCCACAUUUUGGAGUCCAUCAGCGCGGAUAAAGAGCGUGUGUCUUUGGAUGCUCACGAAUCGACUGUGCUGCAGCUACUCAUAGCGCGCUUCAACUCGGACCUGACCGAACUGUUGGUGCGCAGUGAAGUCUGCCAACGGCUCUUAGUACUGGCGCUCCAGUGCCACAAGACGUUGAUUGGGCCAGCGCUGCGGAAACACUGUACACCAGCCAUCCUGAUGAUCCAGGCACUAGGGGAGGACAUUUUCGAAACUCUUCCGAAACCGUACGCUAAGCUGGUGCUGCAGCACGUCGUUGAGGCGGCCACGCUGUCUGAGCAUCCCGAAACGAACGCUGUUACGGCGAAACUGUUCAAAACCGUUACGAUCGAUGCUGAGCUGACGCUUGGUUUGCUGGAAUGGAUGAUCGCUACCGUUCAUCCAGCACCGUUCAAAGCCUCGAAAAACCGAAGAUCGUCAAUUCACGUGGCACAAUCAGAGCACGUGUUGGCCAGCGUGGAGUGGAAACGUGGCGUCACGAUGUUGGAGCACUUGCAGAACAAGACAAAGCUCGAUAACCCUCAGCUGCUGGUGCCGAAACUGUUCGAGUGUCUGAAGUGCUGUCUCGAUUUCGAGGAACAGUCGGCCGUGGAAUACGUGAAACAGAUUGUCCUUUCGCUAUUGCAUCACUGCAUCCUGAAGGUGGAAAAUGCUGCGGCCGAGCGAGGUGGAAGUGCCCACAUGGUAGCCGCUUUCGGGACUGGUUGCAGCGUGCUGAAGGUGGAGCUGAUUGUGCAGUGCAUCCGAGGAACACAAAACCCGCAAACUCACCACCAUGCAUUGCUUCUGCUAGCGCACGUCGCUCGGUACGUGCCGGAACAGGUGCUACACAACAUGAUGGAGAUCUUUACGUUCGUCGGUUCGUCGAUCGUGCGGCAGGAUGAUGCGUACAGUUUUCAGAUCAUUUCCAAGAUCAUCGAAUCGAUCGUACCGACGAUCGCGCAAGGUGGUGGAGGAUUGACUGGAGGAUCCACCGCAGCUCGUGCCGUAACCACAGAGCAGGUUAUUCCGAUUCUGAAGAUCUUCUCCGACAUCGUGUUGGACGUUCCGGAGCACCGCAGGAUACUGCUCUACGUAAAGCUGCUUCAAACGCUCGGUGGAAGCGAGUUUCUGUGGGUCUUUCUGGGCGUGCUGAUCGAAUCGGAUGUCAUGAAGGGCGGCAGAAAGGCGGAACAGCUGAACCGUUCAAAGUCGCGUGCCGAAACGGAGCUUUCGACGAACGACCUGUCGAAGCGGAUGGAGAUUGCCAUUCAGAUAGCACGCGAGUUUGAACCGUCGGUCAUCAUGGAAACAUGCACCAAAUUGGUGCAGUAUGUGCGCGACCUGCCGAUGGAGAUGCCGGAGAAGCGAAAAGGCGAAGAAGCAGUGGCAAUGGACGUGGACUCUGUCGAGGAUGUGAUCUUCAACGUGAAGACGCAUACGGCACGUCAGCUGAAGCAUUUCAAGUACUCGUUGGUACAGUUCGUAGGCAGCCUCAUAACGUCCGUGGCCGUCAUCAACAAGAUUGCUCAGUUGUCCGCGGAGCAAACGUUGGACAUGAAGCGGCACUAUCAAAACCUGAUCGUGAGUAUCCUGACGUACGUGAAUGCGGUCUCGAAGACGAUCGACCGGGUGAAGGCGGAGAGCGACGACGACAAGAUUCCCAUGUAUUGGCGGGCGAUGCUAAACAAUUGCUACGAUAUCCUCGAGGGAACAAUUUCGUUGCUGGCGGCGGAGACGCUGAUUAUCGUCGUCCAUGGGCUGCUGCAGCACCGGUUUCUGAUGGUCCGCCGAAAGGUGAUCGAGCUGCUUAACAACAAGUUACAGUACAAGCAGGAUUACUUUAACGAAACUCACAACGCUGGCCUGCUGAAGCUGCUUGAUCCGUUGAUGGCAUUGGUGAAGGGCGUGCACGACGAGACGAAGGUCGUCGGUACGCCAUUCGAGAGGCUGGUCAUUGUGCAGCUCUGUUACAUUUCACUGCGCCACCUGUCCAAGAUCCUGACGCAGCACGCCACGAAGAAGGUCCAAUCGAUACUGGGCGACCUCGUGGAGGAACUGCAUGGGUACAAGAAGAAUCCAAACCCACAGAUACUGGCCUCGCUGAUCCUGUGCAUCGGUGAGCUGUGCAGCAACCUGGGACCGUACUCGAUCAACUUCUUGCCCCAGUUUAUGCCGAUGAUGCAGAAGUUUCUAAAAGCGCAGCUGGAGUCGGAAGAUCCUUUCGAUAUGCUCACGAUGAGCAUCGUGCUGCUGACGGUGAAGAUCGUCGACACGUUGUCCCGCUUCCUAUCGCCCUACCUCCGGUCGAUGCUGAUUGGGCUCACGAAACUGUACGCUCUGGUCGACCAGCGAAACGAUGCCCGAUUGGCAAACAUUCAGUCGCGUUUGGUGCUGAUCUGGGACAAUCUGGCCACCUCGAUCGCACCCCGCGUAUUGAUACCGGCGAUUGAACAGAGCUACCACGACCUAAUCGAAGACGGACAGCUGCUGGCGAUCGGGCCACUGAUGCGACUGCUUUCGACAACCUUCGGGAAGCUGCAGUCGUCCGAUUUUGGUGCGAUUCGAGGCGAACUUGCGGAACUGUUCCUGACGGCCCUACAGCUCCGCUGCAAUCAUGCUACGUCGGAUAAGUUUAGUCUGGCCGAGGUGGAUGCGGCGGAAGAGCACGUCAUCAAGGCGUUCGUGGUGUUGAUUUUGAAACUGUCCGAAAGCACCUUCCGGCCGCUGUUCUAUCAGGUGUUCGAGUGGUCGAUUCGGGAGAGCUCCAGCAACGAUCGGGCCAUCACGUUCUUCAAUCUCUGUAGCCAUGUGGCCGAAGCGCUAAAAUCGUUGUUCGUCCUGUUUGCCAGUGACCUCGUAGCGAUUGCAACGAAGCUACUGAACGCCACCAACAGUGCGAAGGUCGAGCGGAACGAAGAGCUUCACUUUAGUGACACGCCCAAGAACGUUACCCUGCUGCGGUACGUGCUGAAGACGCUGCACUGUAUCGCGCUGUACGAUAAUCAGCACUUCAUGAAUGCGGUCCGGUUCGAUAUGCUGCUGGUGCCCGUAACGGAUCAGCUUGAGAAUGGGCUGAUUGUGAAGCACGACGAAAUGCGCGGCCUGGUGAUUGACUGCCUCUCGCAGAUGGCCGUCGCCGUCAUGGACGAUUCGCUGUGGCGUCAGCUCAUCCACCAGGUGCUGCUGAAGACGAGGAGCACCGAGCCGGAAGUGAGACUAUUUGCCCUGGAUGCCUGCACGGAAAUAGCGCGCAAGCUGGGCGAAAGCUACGUUCCAUUGCUGCCGGAAACAAUUCCGUUCCUGGCGGAACUGAUGGAGGACGAUAAUGAAGCAGUCGAGAAGGCGGUGCACCACGCGUGCCGUGAAAUUGGGCGUGCUUCGGGCGACGAUUUGCAGAAAUACUUUUAAAGUAGGCGCCGAGGCAAACUUUGACACAAGAGCAACACUGUUGAGAGAAAGGUCGGCAAACGGUAGACUG
Molecule: messenger RNA, 6439 nt
Organism: Anopheles bellator
Lineage: Eukaryota; Metazoa; Arthropoda; Insecta; Diptera; Culicidae
Product: HEAT repeat-containing protein 1 homolog
Exons: 4
Coding region: 1-6369 (2122 amino acids)
Biological process (GO): maturation of SSU-rRNA from tricistronic rRNA transcript (SSU-rRNA, 5.8S rRNA, LSU-rRNA); positive regulation of transcription by RNA polymerase I
Cellular component (GO): t-UTP complex; 90S preribosome; small-subunit processome
Molecular function (GO): snoRNA binding
Source: RefSeq, a predicted model, not a curated record